UAAGAACUAUCCGCUUGGAAAACACCCGCUUGCCCAAUACAGAUUUUCACACGGGUGCAAAUCUAGACGGUGAGAUCUUCAGUAGGCGACAUGCUUGUCCAGCUGAAACUUCUGUUCACGACUCGAUGUAGACCGCUUUAUUGCUCCCUGUAGAGAUUUCUGACAGACUAUGAUGAAGCUCGUGAGUGUUAUUGUUGGGCUCUUGCUGCUGUUGUGCUCCAUCACCAGCUGGGGUAAGAAGAUGCGCUGGUGUGCAGUAUCAGAGGCGGAGCAGAAGAAGUGUGCAGAACUGGCCAAAGCUCUGGUCGCUGUCCUUCCACCUGCAGCCGUCACUGCCUUCGCUCGUCUAUCGUGUGUGAAAGCUUACAGCACUGCAGACUGCAUUAAUAAGAUACGGGAUAAUAAAGCUGACCUGGUGACCCUGGAUGCCGGAGAGGUUUAUUCUGCUGUCAAACAGUUUGGGCUCACAGUAGUUGCAAAGGAAAUCUACAGAGAUGGUGGCUGUAUUCUUGCAGUUGCUGUGGUCAGGAACAGCAGUUCUUUAGACAUGCGCUCUCUGCAAGGCAGUAGGAGUUGUCACAGUGGAGCUCGCUGGACUGCAGGCUGGAGUCUCCCUUUAGGACACUUACUGUCUCGAAACCUCCUGCCCUGGGCUGAGGAUGAGCCCCUCAGUCAGGCGGUCAGUGCUUUCUUCAAUGCCAGCUGUGUUCCUGGAGCAACUACAAUGGCAGCAAACCUUUGUUCCUUAUGCAAAGGCCAAAGGUCUUACAUUCGUCAGAAGAACUUCCACUGUGAGACAUCUCACAGCGAACCAUUCUACCACAACCAAGGAGCACUCAGAUGUUUGCUGUCAGGAGCUGGAGAUAUUGCUUUUGUGGAUCACACAGCCCUGGUUGGCAUUGAUGAGAGUGCGAAGGAUGAGCUGCGUCUGCUGUGUACAGAUGGGUCUCUGGCUCCGCUCGGCAGCUUUAGGACAUGUAAUCUUGGACGAGGUCCUGGAGGCGGUGUGGUCACACGGAUGAACAUAAGGAAAAUCGCUCGCAAGUUCUUGGUUGCUGCCCAGAUGUCUUUUGGUUGGAGGGGAAGGGAGCGUCGGCGUUUCCAGCUGUUUGAAUCUGCAUCCUAUGGUGGGAGUGAUCUUCUCUUCAGAGAUGUGACGGAGAAAUUAUCUGUUCUGAUGGAGGAUAUGGAUAUGAGCCAGGUUCUGGGACUCGACUAUGUGGCCUUGCUCAAGGGUCUUGGACAUGAAGGUAGUUCGCUGGAGGACAGUGUGGUGAGGUGGUGCUGUAUAAGUCACGCCGAACAGAAGAAAUGUGAGCAGUGGGCGCUUAGUAUAAAAUCAGACCCACUGGUGUGUGUAAAAGCUUCAUCUAUGAGUGACUGCAUUGAGAAGAUUAAGAGGGAUGAAGUGGAUGCCGUGUCUCUGGACGCCACUCAUGCUUUUAUAGCUGGGAAAUGCGGCCUUGUCCCUGUUGUGACUGAAUAUUAUGGAGAGAAAUGUGAGAUUUCUGCAGGAGCUGGAGGCCAUUUUGAAAGUGAUGAAUUGCCGUCUGUGUACGGUGUGGCAGUUGUGCGUCGGUCAAGCAAGAGUUUAUUUUUUGGAAGUCUGGCUGACAGACGCUCCUGCCACGGUCACAUGUACAGUCCUGCAGGCUGGGUUUUACCUGUAAGACACACACUCAGCACAGAACGCAACAACAGCGCCCCCUGUGACCCUAAUGGAGUGUACUCUGAGGUGUUUUGGAAAGGCUGUUUGCCUGGAGGUCAGGGUAAUCUGUGUAAGGUGUGUAUGGGUGGAACUGAGGAAGCUGCCACCAAACGAUGUGCUGACAACCAUAAUGAGCGCUACUAUGGCAAUAUGGGUGCAUUAAGGUGCUUGGUUGGAGACCCAACUGGGAAGAGUUUUGGAGAUGUGGCCUUUAUGGAGCACCACAAUCUAGAAAGCAACAUUGAACGUCUAAAAACCAGUGGCUGGGCAGAAGGUUGGCUCACUUGGGACUUUGAGUUACUCUGCAGUGAUGGCAGUCGGGCUCCUCUGACACAAUGGAAGAGCUGUAAUUUAGGCGCAGUGCCUCCAAAUAUUGUUAUGACACGUCCUGUUCUUACUGCUCGCAUUUAUGACCUCCUAAUGAAGUCACAGGAAACCACAGAGGCCCGUCCUGAUUCUGGGUUUCAUCUGUUUGAGUCUCAGCAGUACGGAGAGAGUGAUCUGCUUUUUAAAGAUGCUACAAAGUGUCUCGUUCACACCAGUCACAUGGACUACCGGACCAUACUGGGAAAUGAGUUCUGCACACAGGCGGAGAGCAUCUUCAACUGCACACACUCCAAUAUCUUACAGUUCUGCGAUCAAGAUGUGUGCAGCAUAUUCUAGACCACCUAGAUGAAAUAGCAUAUGACUGUUAAAAAGAAGCAUGGGUCAUGUUUUGUAUUUUUUUUAUAUCUCUCAUGACGUACAAUAAAAUAUUAUUUGAUGAUAUAUGUAUUUUA
Messenger RNA from Danio aesculapii, 2487 nucleotides. It is a transcript of the gene sxph, whose product is annotated as saxiphilin. Lineage: Eukaryota; Metazoa; Chordata; Actinopteri; Cypriniformes; Danionidae. The transcript is spliced from 17 exons. The record is from RefSeq and is a predicted model, not a curated record. Bases 170 to 2371 code for a protein of 733 amino acids. Gene Ontology annotation, biological process: iron ion transport. Gene Ontology annotation, cellular component: plasma membrane; recycling endosome; early endosome.